Messenger RNA from Labrus bergylta (ballan wrasse), 4867 nucleotides. RefSeq names its product contactin-associated protein-like 4. The record is from RefSeq and is a predicted model, not a curated record. NCBI's taxonomy places the organism in Eukaryota, Metazoa, Chordata, Actinopteri, Labriformes, Labridae.
AACAGCAGCUCUGCUUUCUGUCUGCGCUGAAAGCAGAGCUGGGACUCUCUUCAGGAACUCUGAGCUCCUCCACCAUCUCAGUCCGGGGAGGCGUUUCUUUCGUCUCGGACCCCCAACAGUCUCCCUGCUCUUCUCCCUCCAUCAGUUGGCGGAGGGCAGGCGGUGUGAGCGCAUCCUCCCCCAUCAGGAGCCGGACUGCCCCUCCACACUGAGGCAGAAGGAGUACACACUGCAGCGCAGCGCAGCGCACCGGAGCGGAGCUGGAGGAGGAGGAGGAGGAAAGCAGAGGAGAGCAGCGAUCAGGAGGAGAAAAAGGAGGAAGAAUAAGAAGGACGGACUGUCUUCCCCUCCGACAGGCUGGAUUAUACUCUGCAGCAUCCCAUCGCUUCAUCAUGCCUAUGGGGAGUGAGAGAGCCGCGGGGAUUAGCGCGCUGAUCGGCGCGCUGCUGCUCGGCUCCUGUGGGACAGGUGCGCAAGAGGUGUGUGACGGCCCACUGCUGACCAAUUUGCCGCCAUCAUCGUUCAGAAGCUCCUCCCAGCUAACCAGCAGCCAUGGGCCGGUCUUUGCUAAAGUCAACAGGAGAGAAGGAGCUGGAGGAUGGUCUCCUCUCGUCUCAGACAGAUACCAGUGGUUGGAGGUGGAUCUGGGAAGGCGGACCAAGAUCACAGCUGUCGCCACGCAGGGACGCUACGGCAGCUCUGAUUGGCUGACGGCUUACCUGUUAAUGUUCAGCGACACGGGACACAACUGGAGACAACACCGGCAGGAGGACAGCUUAGGGGCUUUUCCAGGUAACAGUAAUGCAGACUCUGUGGUCCAGUACAAACUGGAACAGCCGGUGAUAGCUCGUUAUCUGCGUCUGAUUCCUCUGGACUGGAACCCCACUGGGAGGAUUGGACUCAGACUGGAGAUCUAUGGAUGCAGAUACACUUCGGACGUGGCCAACUUCGAUGGCAGCAGCAGCCUGGUCUACAGGCUGAGUGUUAGGCCGAGCUGGACGGAUAUGGAGGUCAUCUCUCUGAAGUUUAAAACCCUGAGGAAUUCUGGGACUUUGCUGCAUGCAGAGGGACAGAGAGAUCACAGCCUCACCCUGGUGCUGGAGAAGGGACGGCUGCUGCUCUACCACCAACAAGGUGUGAGUUCAUCCUCCAGCGGUCAGCUCCUGGUUUCCGUGGGAAGUCUGCUGGACGACCAGCACUGGCACCACGUGAAGCUGGAGCGGCUCAAUGCUCAUCUCAACAUCACCGUGGAUAAAAACACUCAGCAGGUUCACAUCCCAGCCGAGCUCAGCAGCUGGGACGUCCACCAGUUAAGUCUCGGAGCUGUGCAGGGCCACGGACUGCAGAAACCCAUCCUGUCCAACAGGAACUUCUACGGCUGCCUAGAAAACCUCCUUUACAACGACCUCAGUCUGAUAGAGCUGGCUAAGAAGAAUAACCACCAGGUCUCCAUGAUGGGCAAUGUGACCUUUUCUUGUGCUGAGCCAGUUUCCGUCGCUGUGACGUUCACCGACUCCCUCAGCUUCCUCCAGUUGCCAGGGCUGAGGUCGUGGUCUUCAGGGGUCGUCUCUCUGGCGCUGCAGUUUAGGACUUGGAACAAGGCGGGCCUUCUGUUGACCUUUGACCUCCCGCAGCAGGACGGCACUGUGUGGCUGUACCUGAGUGAGGCCAGACUCCGCCUGCAGAUCAGUCGAGCCGGCAGGGUGCAGCUGGAGCUCAGCGCAGGCUCCGGUCUGAACGACGGUCAGUGGCAUUCAGUGGAGAUGAACUCCAGACAGGAUCAGCUGAGCAUCACGGUGGACAAAGAUGAAGGAGCCACCGCCCACACCAGCAUCCCACUUCCUCUGACCGCAGAAAGUCAUCUCUUCUUUGGUGGUUGUCCUGCUGAAGAAAGCACUCAGGAGUGUGUGAACCCCUUCGGAGUGUUCCAGGGUUGUAUGCGCCUCUUGGCUCUGGAUCACCAACCUGUUGACCUGAUCAAGGUGCAGCAAAGGCUGCUGGGAAACUACAGCCACUUGCAGAUUGAUAUGUGUGGCAUCAUCGACAGGUGCUCCCCCAGUCACUGUGAACAUGGAGGGAGAUGCACUCAGUCAUGGAGCACCUUCCACUGUAACUGCUCCAACAGCGGCUACAGAGGAGCCACCUGCCACAGCUCAACUUAUGAACAGUCAUGUGAGGCGUACAAACACAAAGGCAACACAUCAGGACCCUAUUACAUCGACGUGGACGGCAGCGGACCAAUCAAACCCCAGCUCAUAUACUGUAACAUGACAGAGGACACAGCAUGGAUGGUGAUCCAGCACAACAACACAGAAGUGACCAGAGUGCAUUUGUCCCCUGAGAGAAUCCAUCAUUCAGCACACUUUGACUACGCUGCUGAAGAAGAGCAGUUAGCAGCCGUCAUUAGCCAAUCAGUGCACUGCGAGCAGGAACUGUCCUACCACUGCAGGAAGUCCCGCCUCCUCAACACACCAGAGGGUGCCCCAUUCAGCUGGUGGGUGGGAGGUCCAGAUCCAGGUCAGGUCCAGACCUAUUGGGGCGGGGCUCUGCCAGACAGCCGGCAGUGUGCCUGUGGUCUGCAGGACAACUGUCUGGAUCCAAAUCACUACUGCAACUGUGACGCUGACCACGACCAAUGGACUAAUGAUUCAGGCCUUCUCACCCAUAAGGAGACCCUCCCGGUCAGGUCUCUGGUGCUGGGCGACAUUCAGCGCUCGGGGUCUGAGGCCGCCUACAGGGUGGGACCUAUGCUUUGUCAUGGAGAUAAGAACUUCUGGAAUGCAGCGUUUUUUGACAAAGAGACGUCCUACCUUCACUUCCCCACCUUCCACGGAGAGCUGAAUGCAGACAUCUCCUUUCUGUUUAAAACGACGUCUUCUUCUGGGGUGUUCCUGGAAAAUCUGGGCAUCAAGGACUUCAUCCGGAUCGAACUGAGCUCCUCCUCAGAGGUCGUCUUCUCAUUCGAUGUCGGGAACGGACCGCUCGGGGUGCGACUGGAGACGAGCGUCCCUCUGAACGACAACCGAUGGCACAGCGUACGAGCGGAGAGAAACGUGAAGGAGGCGUCUCUACGUGUCGAUGAGUUCCCCGCUGCCAUACAGGAGGCGCCCGCUGAUGGACACAUUCAUCUGCAGCUCAACAGCCAGUUAUUCAUAGGGGGCACCGCUUCCAGACAGAAAGGCUUCCUGGGAUGUAUCCGGUCGCUGCAGCUAAACGGCGUCACUCUGGACCUAGAGGAGAGGGCAAAGAUCACCCCAGGGGUCCGACCAGGGUGCCCGGGUCACUGCAGCAGCUACGGCUCACUCUGCCAGAACCAAGGUCGCUGUGUGGAGAGAGCCAACGGUUUCUCCUGCGACUGUGGCCAGUCAGCCUACACCGGAUCUUUCUGUCAUCAAGAGGUUUCAGCCAACUUUAAAUCGACAACAUCCAUCGCCUACAACCUCCAGGAGCCCUUUGAAGUGAGCAGGAACAGCAGCACUGGGCCUCCCUCCAUCUACGCUGAUGUGACGGCGAGAGAAGAAAACAUCUCGCUGAGCUUCAGAACCAAUCAGAGUCCUGCUCUGCUGCUCUACAUCAACUCGUUCUACAGGGAAUACCUGGCCCUGCUCAUCAACAAACAAGAUGAGCUGGAACUGAGGUACAAUUUGCAAAGCAGCAGAGAUGUUGAGGUGCUGGGGGGCAGAGUCACAAACUUGGCCGAUGGACGUCUGCACUCAGUGACCAUCAGGAGACUGGCAGAGACUGUCUCUGUUCAGAUUGACCAGAAUCCUAGAGAAGAGUUCAACUUGACAUCUGAUGUGGAACUCAACAGCAUCAAAACGCUGAUUCUGGGCAGAGUGCAGGAGUCUGAUGAGCUGGAUUCCGAGCUGGCAGAGAUGGCCUCUCUUGGGUUCACAGGCUGUCUGUCAGGUGUUCGCUUUAACUCCAUCACUCCUCUAAAAGCUGCUCUGCUGCACCCUGACAGCCAUGUUAUUGUCACUGGACCCUUGGUGCAGUCGAGCUGUGGUUCGUCUUCUCCUGCUAAUCCUUACACAGCGGAAACCACACACUCCUUAACAGAUCAGCCUGGUUCAGUGGAUCCAGGUCAACCUUUAGUCAACGCCAUCAGGAGUGACUCUGCUCUAAUUGGAGGGGUGAUUGCUGUCGUGAUCUUCAUCAGUGUGUCGGCGCUGGCAAUACUGGCCAGAUUCAUGUGCAGCAAGAAGGAGACGUACAGGAACCAGGAUGUCAAAGCGGCUCAGCCUGAAGACGGCCAUGAGAUGCCCUUCAGCAGCCAGGCGGACUCUCAGAGCGCUCCCAGAGAAAACCAAAAGGAGUUUUUUAUUUAGCAGGAGACCCUGAACUCCCACCAACCUGACAGGACAGAACGAGGUGAUUUAUCAGGAGCUCGGUGCUUUAAGAGACACUCGGAGUCCCUCAGCAGAAUGUGAAGUCCAAAAACAGAACACUUUAUGACUUUCUUUUGCCACCUUUCUGCUGUCAUCUUGAGGAUGUUAAUAUCACAAAAUGUAAAUGGUUAUUUGUGUGCUUAUAACAAUGUUUACCUGCCAUAUUGAAAUGUUUAAAUUAAUUUAUUAAAAAGGAAAUAGACGCGAUGAUCAAAACACAACUUUGUUGCAGUUUAACUAGAUUUUUGGACCUCAUGUUAAUUUACUUAAAAAAACUUUUUCUACGAGGACGUCAACCUUCCGGGUGUCAAGAUGUCAGAGCCAUAAGAUGUGCUUUAAAGUGAAGACUGAGGUUUGAUUUCUACCCGUCAGCCAAAGCACUUUCCCAGAAUCAACUGAAAUCCAUUCCUGAUAAGUGAACAUCAUUUUAACACACACUGUAUGUAUUUACACAAAAAUAAAGUCAACCCUAAAACUUC